UCCUCCCGCCGGCCGCUUACUCGUACCCUCUCUGCCUCGAGCGCACCUUUGCUUCAAGUCAACGUGCUUUCAACCUCUAGACAGCCUUGUGUCUUGUGAUCGGAAUGCAUUCACACCACUCUCACUCGGCGCUCUUUUGCUCGCAUGCUCAUCCAGACUCCCACCCAGAGGGAAUGCUCUCAAGAGCUGCCUCCCUGGGAUUUAAGGUGUACGGAUUGUCGGAGCAUGUCCCUCGGGAGCUCGAGGCAGAGCUGUAUCCAGAGGAGGUAGGAGAGGGGAGCACACCAAAGAGUCUGUUCCAAAAGUGGCAAGGCUACCUCACUGAGGCCCGGAGACUGCAGAGCAGGUAUCAAAGGGAGCCACGCAACAUGAAAGUCCUGGUAGGGGCAGAAACGGAGUGGAUCUCAAGGCAGACGGGACGCUUCUUGUCAAGUCGGGUCCUUGGCGGUGAAGCAAGCUCGAGUCAGACUGGAGCAUCUCUCGGCAGAGGCAUGAUAGACUACCUGGUGGGUAGCGUCCACCAUGCUGGUGGUAUCGCCUAUCCCACCCAAUCCGAGCAAGCGCCUUUGGCCCCCGUUGGGAUCCCAAUCGACUUCGACAAAGCCACCUUCGAUCGGGCCGUGGACCACUUCAAGUUUCCCGAGGAUACGGCAGGGGAUGACACGCCAGCUCGCCUCCGGCUCUGUCUGAGCUACUUCGAGGCGCAAUAUCAGAUGAUAGACCAGCUCCGGCCUGAAGUCAUCGGUCACUUCGAUCUCUGCCGGCUCUUCAUGCCUGGUUUCGUCCUGCUCCCUUCCGGAGAAAGUGCGGGUAAAGUAGAGGCGGAAAACCCGAGUGGAGUGGCACCUUUGAGAGAGGAGUUGGCAAAGGUAGUUGACAGGAAUGUCAGGCUCGCCGUCAGCUACGGAGCUCUGUUCGAGAUCAAUAGCGCCAGUCUGCGCAAGAGCUGGGACACGCCGUAUCCCGCUCGAGACGUUUUGGACCGGAUACUCGCCCUCGGCGGACGCUUAUGCCUGUCAGAUGACGCCCACGGUCCCACCCACGUGGGCAUUUCCUACUCUGCGUCCAGGUCGUACCUUCUCUCCGCCGGCGUCACCUCCAUCUACCACCUUGACCUACCCUCGGAAGCUGAGCAGACGUCUUGGUCUUCCCAAGGCGAGCAAAGUGAAGAAGAUCGGAAGAAGAGGGGGUCAGCAACAAGACCGGGCGAUGGAGCGCCCUUGACCUUCGCGAGGGGUUGUAUCGCUCGAGAAGUCACAGGAUGGGAGCGCGAUCCAUUCUGGAAGGGCCUUGAGGAGCGACAGGCACGCCUGAAUGCAAGGAAGACAUGAGCUGAUGGCGACUUUACACGAGCGGCUCCUAAAUCCCCACCCAUUGAUCGGAAAUCUGCUCAUUGGCAUGGCCACGAGCAGCGUCGAUGAGUCGGGAGCGGCAGCAGGGAGACCCGACAAGAUGCACUUCUGGAGCGAUCGCAAGAUGUAUGAUAGACACGAGAAUUGAAUUUGGCUUC
This is a messenger RNA of Microstroma glucosiphilum, 1510 nucleotides long. RefSeq names its product histidinol phosphate phosphatase H. NCBI's taxonomy places the organism in Eukaryota, Fungi, Basidiomycota, Exobasidiomycetes, Microstromatales, Microstromataceae. Gene Ontology annotation, molecular function: histidinol-phosphatase activity. The transcript has 2 exons. Gene Ontology annotation, cellular component: cytoplasm. Bases 105 to 1331 code for a protein of 408 amino acids. Gene Ontology annotation, biological process: L-histidine biosynthetic process. The record is from RefSeq and is a predicted model, not a curated record.